GGGCGUGUGUUUCCGGCGUCGGCGGCCGCGGCCGGGGACGGUGUGAGAGCGGUAAGAUGGCGGCCGCAGCGGUGGUAGAGUUCCAGAGAGCCCAGUCUCUACUCAGCACCGACCGGGAGGCCUCCAUCGACAUCCUCCACUCCAUCGUGAAGCGUGACAUUCAGGAAAAUGAUGAGGAGGCGGUCCAGGUCAAAGAGCAGAGCAUCCUUGAACUGGGGUCUCUCCUGGCGAAGACUGGACAGGCUGCAGAGCUUGGAGGACUCCUGAAGUAUGUACGACCUUUCUUGAAUUCCAUCAGUAAAGCUAAAGCAGCUCGUCUGGUCCGAUCGCUUCUUGAUCUGUUUCUUGAUAUGGAAGCAGCUACAGGGCAGGAGGUGGAGCUAUGUUUAGAAUGCAUCGAAUGGGCCAAAUCAGAGAAAAGAACUUUCUUACGCCAAGCAUUGGAGGCAAGGCUGGUGUCUUUGUAUUUUGAUACCAAGAGGUACCAGGAAGCAUUGCAUUUGGGUUCUCAACUGCUGCGGGAGUUGAAAAAGAUGGAUGAUAAAGCCCUUUUGGUGGAAGUACAGCUUUUAGAAAGCAAAACGUACCAUGCUCUGAGUAAUCUGCCGAAAGCCCGAGCUGCCUUAACCUCUGCUCGAACCACAGCAAAUGCCAUCUACUGCCCCCCUAAAUUGCAGGCCACCCUGGACAUGCAGUCAGGUAUUAUUCAUGCAGCAGAGGAGAAGGACUGGAAAACAGCUUACUCAUAUUUCUAUGAGGCAUUUGAAGGCUAUGACUCCAUUGAUAGUCCCAAGGCCAUCACAUCUCUGAAAUACAUGUUGCUAUGCAAAAUCAUGCUCAACACCCCAGAAGAUGUCCAGGCUUUGGUGAGCGGAAAGCUUGCACUUCGGUAUGCAGGGAGGCAGACAGAAGCAUUGAAAUGUGUGGCCCAAGCCAGCAAGAACAGAUCACUGGCAGAUUUUGAAAAGGCCUUGACAGACUACAGGGCAGAGCUCCGGGACGACCCAAUCAUCAGCACACAUUUGGCCAAGUUGUACGACAACUUACUGGAACAGAAUCUGAUCCGGGUCAUUGAGCCUUUUUCCCGAGUACAGAUUGAACACAUAUCUAGCCUCAUCAAACUCUCCAAGGCCGACGUGGAAAGAAAACUAUCCCAGAUGAUUCUUGACAAGAAGUUUCAUGGGAUUUUGGACCAGGGGGAGGGUGUCCUGAUCAUUUUCGAUGAGCCCCCGGUAGAUAAAACUUAUGAAGCUGCUCUGGAAACAAUUCAGAACAUGAGUAAAGUAGUGGACUCCCUCUACAACAAAGCCAAGAAGCUGACAUAGAGUUGGAUCUGUAGCGGUCCUUUGGAGAGUGUGUGUGGCGGGAGAGUGAACCCUUGGGGAAAUGCUAGGAGAUUCUUUUCUUUCUGUUCUACUUUUCGCUCGGAAAGUUUUUAACCCUCAUUGGUGCAUCUGUAUCCAGCGAUAGGCGGCCAGUUCUCAUGUAAUCAGCACUGGCCAACAUGGGAGUGGGGAAAUUGCUUAAAAAAAAAAGAAAAAGAAAAAAAAAUCUUAAUAAAAGGAAAAAGGCUUACACUA
Acomys russatus (golden spiny mouse) is the source of this 1580-nucleotide messenger RNA. RefSeq names its product proteasome 26S subunit, non-ATPase 11 (gene Psmd11). Gene Ontology annotation, molecular function: structural molecule activity; protein binding. Lineage: Eukaryota; Metazoa; Chordata; Mammalia; Rodentia; Muridae. The coding region runs from base 57 to 1325 and encodes 422 amino acids. The record is from RefSeq and is a predicted model, not a curated record. Gene Ontology annotation, biological process: ubiquitin-dependent protein catabolic process. Gene Ontology annotation, cellular component: proteasome regulatory particle, lid subcomplex. The transcript is spliced from 14 exons.